AUGAGCGGCUCGUGGCUCGUGGCGACCAAGCUGCGGUUCGUUGGCGGCGCGCUCCCCAGCAAGUCCGAUGACGUGGUCGAGUUUCAAGUGGACUCGGACGAGCCCUGCAGCGACUGCACCCUCAGUCACUCGCUGAUCCAGGACUACAACCCCUCCGAUCUGACCAUCGACUACAAGUGGGUCUCGCUCUACGGCCAGCGCAACAAGCUCUACAACACCACGCUCCAGGGCAAGGCCAACUUGGGCGCCGUGGUGGUGGUGUGGAAGCGGACACCCACGGGGGUCACCGCGGUCGACGAGGAUCGCCACAGCAUCUCCUUCAACCGGUUCAUCAGACGCAACCAGGUGGCGGGCAACAACAACGAUCAGGAGGCGAUCCGCAUCGGCACGUCGACGACCAAGGGCGAAUCGAACACGAUCGUCUACUCCAACUACUUCGAGGACAUGAACGGCGAGAUCGAGGUCAUCUCUUCGAAGAGCCACGGCAACAAGUUCUACAACAACACAUUCGUGCGGUGCAAGGGAGGCCUCACCCUUCGCCACGCCGAACGCAAUUCCGUCUUCAACAACAAGUUCUAUGGCCAGAAUGUGUGGGAAACGUCUGGCGUGAGGCUCGCGUGGGGCGACAAGCACACGAUCUACAACAACUACUUCGAGGCCAUCAACCCGGGCUCGAGCCCUUUGCGCGGCGCCGUGGUGUUCAUGAACGGCGAGGAGGAAGUGGCCUCAGACGGCUACAAGCCGGUCACCAACGCGCUGGUGGCCUUUAACACGAUGAAGAACUGCCUCGCCAACAUCGUCUUCGCCCCCGACGGCAACGAGGACCUCGAAGUGGCGCUCUCCGUGGUUCGCUCGGGCUGCACGUUUGUCGAGCGUGCGCUGCAGGCCGGCGGCGAUGCCGAGCUGAUGGCCAUGCGAGGCACCGUCACCCGCCGCAUGGAGGAGCUGAUCAAGCCCGCCCCUGUGGAAGCCCCGCUGCAGCCCGUCGGCGACACCCUGCUGCCCCGAACCGACAUCGAGGAGGAGCAGAAGGCGCUGCGUCAGGCCUUCGGCGUCUUCGGCGCCAAGGCAGGGGGUGCGGGUGUCGUACAGGAGCGCAACCGGCUGAAGAUAGAAGUGCGCGGACUCAAGACACAACUCGCAACGCAGGAGUUGAAGGUGCAAGCGCUCACACUCAAGUUGACGCAACAAGCAGAGGAGGAGGGCAAAUUGCGGCAAGAGCUGGAGAAGAUCAAACGGAGUCACCCACCGCCGCCAAGCCAGCCUCGUCUUGGCUCCGCUUGGCAAACCCGACAUUUGAAAUUGAAUUAUUGA
Messenger RNA from Acanthamoeba castellanii str. Neff, 1314 nucleotides. RefSeq names its product Poly(beta-D-mannuronate) lyase, putative. The transcript is spliced from 3 exons. The record is from RefSeq and is a predicted model, not a curated record. Bases 1 to 1314 code for a protein of 437 amino acids. Lineage: Eukaryota; Discosea; Longamoebia; Acanthamoebidae.